CGCCGUCAAUAAGGGCGGGAGACCGCGCGCUUUCCCGAUCCCGAGGACGGCAGGUCGAAGAAGGUACUUUCUGGGAGAGGAAGAUAAAUAAAGCAAACCCUCCCGCCCUGUACCUCUCCCUCUCCCUCCCUCCCUCCCUCUCUCUGGACGGGGAAAGAGUGACAGAAAGUGAGGCCAAAGAAGGACUUGAGAUUUGGAAGCCCCAGCCUCUACCUCGCCCCCCUUUGUUUCUUGUCUCUCUCUCAUCGUCCUCUGACAGAGUCUUCUGAUUAUUGCACCGGAGAGGGAGCGAGAAAGAAAGAAUGGGUAGGGGGAAGUUCAAAGGGAAGCCCACCGGACGCAGGCAUUUCUCUACCCCGGAGGAGAUGCUUGCUGGUUCCUCUGCACGGCCACGUACUUUUAGACGGGAUGAGGAAGAAGAAUCUGAAGAGGAAGAAGAAAGUUCGGAAGGAGAAGUUGAAGAAACGAAAAAGAAAGGGACACAAGGCGUUAUUGAGAUUGAAAAUCCUAACCUAGUUAAGCCUAAAACUUUGAAAGCAAGAGAUGCUGAUUUGGAGCAAACAACCGAGCUUUCAAGGCGUGAGAGGGAAGAGAUAGAGAAACAAAAGGCUCAUGAACGUUAUAUGAGAUUGCAGGAACAAGGGAAAACAGAGCAAGCUAGAAAAGAUUUAGAACGACUGCAGUUGAUCCGACAACAAAGGGCAGAAGCUGCAAAAAAGCGGGAAGAAGAAAAAGCUGCCAAAGAGUUGAGGAAGACCCAGGCUCGCAAAUGAUAAGAAUUGCGAAAUAGAUGCAUCAGAUAUAAGAAAUUCAAGUAUUUUAAUUGUAAAAGGGUAAAUUAGUGCAUUAUAAGUGCCAUAGCAGAUAUUUAUUCAACUGAGAGCAACCUCUAUUUUAUGUCUGAAUAUGAGCAGGGGAGAUCCUGCUUCCUUUUCUUUAAUGCUGCAGGUGUCUCUUCUGUUGGAUCGUCUUUGCA
This is a messenger RNA of Nymphaea colorata (pocket water lily), 976 nucleotides long. RefSeq lists its product as uncharacterized. Gene Ontology annotation, cellular component: cytosol. The coding region runs from base 303 to 773 and encodes 156 amino acids. The transcript has 8 exons. The record is from RefSeq and is a predicted model, not a curated record. Gene Ontology annotation, molecular function: RNA binding. NCBI's taxonomy places the organism in Eukaryota, Viridiplantae, Streptophyta, Magnoliopsida, Nymphaeales, Nymphaeaceae.